Molecule: messenger RNA, 1872 nt
Organism: Rhinocladiella mackenziei CBS 650.93
Lineage: Eukaryota; Fungi; Ascomycota; Eurotiomycetes; Chaetothyriales; Herpotrichiellaceae
Exons: 2
Coding region: 1-1872 (623 amino acids)
Source: RefSeq, a predicted model, not a curated record
AUGCCUUGCUUCAAAGGUCUCGCCGUGAGCAUACAUACUCCUAACGGGCCUCUACCCGAAUACUCGGUGCAAAAGACCUCCCGCCUAUCGAGAAUCAGUGCCUACAUCCCUGUCCCUCCCGCACGAAUUCCAGCCGAUUCCCUUACCGGCAAACCUGAACAAUCCACCUUCGCCAUCUCGAUAACACUGCUCACGCCGGGCCAAGAAGUUCCCUAUUCGACUCCCAAGUCGACUCCCGACAAACCGAGUCCCAAACCCAAGAUCGUCGGCGAAUUACCGGGUCACACGAGCGAACGAGGCAAGAACACAGGUACCAUCGGACCUUAUGUUCCUUUGACGACGUCACCCAAUGAGACCAUUGCCGCGUACAUCUAUUUCGAUGGCCGAGCAAAAGAGGAAGUGGCAACACUCUUAAGGAAGGGAGAGGAGACCUGGGUGAAUUCCAGAUGGGUCAGUGUCCCAGAAAAGGAAGGGGGCGGUCUCGCGGAAAGAGAAUUCUUGUUUCGUGAAGUGGGCCUUGAACGUUGGCUGAAUGGUCUCGAUCUCGACGGCAAAGAUGCUGCUGCCACGAUCGAGAGGCGGAGACAGAAACUGGAAAAGAGAAGAAGAAAGCGGAAGGAAGUUGUAGGAAGUGAUGAGGAGACGAAUGGAGCCGCCAAAGGAUCGAGGCGCAAGAGCACACUACGGUAUGGCGAAGACGGCGAAUUGCAGGACGUGUCGGACGACGAGGGUUCGUUCAGUGAUACUGGAAUUUCAGAAGACGACGAUGACGACGACGACGACGACGACCCAAUACCAGAGGCGGCGGGUCAAAUCAAGAUUGCCUUGUUUCGUGUCUUAGCAUCUGGAGAGAUCAAACGUGGAGAAUACUCGCCUCAGUUUGAUGCUCAUGAUGACGAUGAAGAUUCGGAGGGUGGAGAAGGGGGUGCCAAUGCCAAGGCCAAUGGUGAAGGCAGGAAUCGAGCCGAUGUCGACCACACCACCAGUUUCGCAAAGCCCAAAACCCUGGAUCCCAAAACCAUUUCCACCCAGACGGUAACGGGUAUCGAUCCCACCGACAAGCCUUAUGCGGUAUUCACAUUCCUUUACCGAGGAGAGCGCCAACUGCAAAAGAUGGGAAUUCUCCCGGGACCCAAAUCGGAUAAAGCAGCUUCCAGUGCAAAGAGACGCAGUAUAGCCGCAGAUCUCCCGAAACUUGGACCGCUCAAGAAAGAAGGCACUGCGGGCUUUUCCAAUUUCCGAGAUGGAGAUGGGCGACGCCAUCGCCGAGGAAAGCGAACCAGCGAUGAUGAGAUGGACAGUGACAGCGAUGACGACGGCUCCGGCAUUAUUGGCAAGAUGGAAGACAUCAAUGAUGCGGAUGCUAAGAGAGAGCCUGGCAUGCUUUCUCCCGAAGAUGCAGAGCAGACAGGCCAAGUUGCAGAGGGCAUUCGGAAAAUGAAGCUCAAGAGGCAGCAUUCAGCGGAACCGCUGAACGGCAACGGAGUGGCCGAGGCGCGUAAGAGCUCAAAAUCCGGCAGUCCUUCAGCAGCCUCGACCCCCAAGGUCGGUGUCGACGAAUUGGGAACCUCACCUUCAGGAACGAUGAAUGUUGGGACCUCGGUAAUGGGUACCGCUCUCGAUGUGAAGAAGGAAGACGAAAGCUUCAUGGUGGGCAGUCCGAUGAAGCGACAACGUGCCAGUGUUGCCGAGUUCGACGAAGAUAUCAAGAAACGGUUAGGCGGUGGGGUGUCGACAUCUUCUAAUACCAUUGGGGAAAUUUUGGGGUCUUCUGGACAGUCUCAGCCAACGGCGGCCACUACAAAUCCAUCCGGCCUUCAAUUUGGAGGCGCUUUGGUGAAGGAACCAAUGGAGGACGACGACGAAUUGUGA